AUGGCUGGUGAGAGCACGGGUGGUGCUGGAUGCGACCCAUCUACUCGUGAGAGCACUGUAGUGAAGAAAGGGCAAUUUCUCAUUGACCGGGGCCAGUGGGCCAAUAAGGUGGAGUUUUUACUCGCGGUUGCAGGGACCUUGGUGGGGCUUGGAAAUCUAUGGCGGUUUCCCUACCUGUGUUACAAAAAUGGAGGAGGUGCAUUCCUGGUCCCAUAUGUGCUCUUCCUGCUCACCUGUGGGAUCCCCAUGUUCCUCCUGGAGACAGCCAUGGGACAGUACACUGCUCAAGGUUGCAUUACCUGCUGGAGGUACUUCUGUCCCCUCUUUGAAGGGAUUGGCUAUGCCACUCAGGUAGUCAUCGCCUAUGCAGCUGUGUCCUACAUCAUUAUCCAGGCCUGGGCCUUCUUCUACCUUUUCUACUCCUUCCGCUCAGAGGUGCCUUGGGCCAGCUGUAGAAACACCUGGAACACAGCUGCUUGUGUGGAGUUUGAUAAGAGAAACAUAUCUUCUAACUGGACGGUACCAGAAAACGCUACAUCACCUGCUACUGAAUUCUGGGAGAAGCGGGUGCUGAAAAUCUCUGGAGGGAUCGACCAGGUGGGCGAUAUUCGUUGGGAACUCGCCCUUUGCCUGCUGCUGGCUUGGGUGCUGUGCUACUUCUGCGUAUGGAAGGGUGUGCGGUCAACUGGCAAGGUGGUGUACUUCACAGCCACCUUCCCCUACGUGACGCUGCUGGUGCUGCUGGUCCGAGGCCUUACCCUUCCCGGGGCCGCACAGGGCCUGCAGUUCUACCUGUACCCAGACCCCACCCGGCUGGCAGACCCUCAGGUGUGGAUGGAUGCAGGGGCCCAGGUGCUCUUCUCCUUUGGUAUCUGUCAGGGCAGCCUGACUGCUCUGGGUAGCUACAACCAGUACAACAAUAACUGCUACAAUGGAUCCAGUUUUGUAGCUGGAUUUGCCAUCUUCUCUGUGCUGGGCUUCAUGUCAUAUGAGCAGGGACUGCCCAUAUCUGAAGUUGCUGCAUCAGGUCCUGGCUUAGCCUUCAUCGCAUACCCUCGGGCUGUAGCCAUGAUGCCCCUGCCCCAGCUGUGGGCCGUCUGCUUCUUCAUCAUGGUCAUCUUACUGGGUGCCGACACACAGUUUGUGAGUCUGGAGUGCCUGAUGACCUCUGUGACGGACAUGUUCCCGAGCGUCUUCCGCAGGGGCUACCGGCGGGAGCUUCUGCUGCUGGGCCUCUGUGCGGUCUGCUUCCUGCUCGGCCUCGUCAUGAUCACAGAGGGAGGCUUGUACGUCCUCCAGUUGUUUGACCACUACGUCUGCAGUGGAAACAAUCUCCUUCUGCUCUCCAUUUGCCAGUCCAUAGCUGUCGGCUGGAUUUAUGGUGCUGACCGUCUCUAUGACAACAUCGAGGACAUGAUUGGUUACCGUCCCUGGCCUCAUAUGAAGUACUGCUGGCUCUAUGUGACCCCAGCAGUCUGUACGGGAACCUUCAUUUUCUCCAUAGUGAAGUACAAACCUCUGAAGUUUAAUAAGACCUACCUGUACCCAGACUGGGCCUACGUCCUUGGCUGGUUCCUGGGCCUCUUCUCCGUGCUGCUGGUGCCCUUGUGGAUCGUCUAUAAAAUUACUCAGUCCAAGGCUACCGUGUGGCAGUGCCUUAAACAGCUGUGUCGCCCUAAUAAUGACCUGACCUUCAACCAGAAGCAGACUGCUGAGCGGUGCCCCCUGAACCCUGACUCCACCCAUAUUCCUUCCUCACGUUUUUAG
Molecule: messenger RNA, 1767 nt
Organism: Megalops cyprinoides (Indo-Pacific tarpon)
Lineage: Eukaryota; Metazoa; Chordata; Actinopteri; Elopiformes; Megalopidae
Product: sodium- and chloride-dependent GABA transporter 2-like
Exons: 15
Coding region: 1-1767 (588 amino acids)
Biological process (GO): sodium ion transmembrane transport
Cellular component (GO): membrane
Source: RefSeq, a predicted model, not a curated record